GCAGAGUUGUGAGGAAAAGGCGACUAUAAAUAAACUUGUGCCAAGAUCCCACCAAAUCGAUGUCGGUUGUACUCUUGACAACAUUUGCUAGUUGGAUAAUUUAAGAAAGAAUCAAAGUGCCGGCUCGCACGACAACUUUUUAACCGAAAAUGGACGAGUCCACGUCGUCCAAUAAUGACCACUCCGCGAUGACGGGAGAUGGUUAUGCUUUUAGAAAUGAAAUAUCGCUUUCCAUUGGAGAUGAGGACCACAAUUCGGGCACCAACAGUACCGCAAUUCCCACUCCGUCGCCUCGGCACGUCGAAAUACCCGUUUCGAUGGACAGUAAUGAAUACACGGCUCUGAAGGAUAGCAGCAAACAGGACGACGGCAAAAUGAACGGUUUGGAUAAUCCGGCGUUUGAGCAUGAAAAAGAAAAACGACCACUCAGUUCGUUCGGUCAUUCGGGGGAAAAGUCACUUAGUGCAAGCUCGAUAAACGGGAAACUGGCUGGUGAAAAACCUAUGGCGGAAGCGGUCAAUCUGGAGUUGCUGAAUAUGUCCAAACCAGCCAACGGUCAUCAGAAUGGAGGAGCGGAAGCUUUGCCCGUAAAAAAGGAUACGGAAGUUGAUCUCGGAGAUCCGUACGAUGAGUACUUUGUCCCUGUCAACGAGCAUCGGAAGUAUAUGAGCGUUUCGUUCCAAAAACCACGCCGUCAAGGGUACAUCCAUCAAGACCACGGUGUAGACUACACCGGUCACUCGGUCAAUGAGCCGGCGCACGGAACAGUGGACUAUAAACAGUGGACCAAGAUCACGAGAGGCGAGAAGCUGUACGUAACCAAGGACAAACGAGACAAGAAAAAGAAGAACUGGCUCUGCUGGCUGCUCGGACUGGGCGUGCUGCUGGCGGUGAUUAUUAUCGCUAUUCUUGCCGGAUCGGGCGUCAUAUUCAACGAGAGUCCAACUCCGGUUGAAUCGCGGAAGUUCGAUUCCAACCAUAAUAUUGCUGCUGCCGGAAUACUGGGAUCUGGUUCCGGUUCUACGAGUAACGGUACCUCGGCGGCACAGUAUCCGGCAACACCGGGUCCGCCAGGAUCAACGGUUCCGCCGAUGCCACCAACAACCGAGGAGAAUAUUGUGUAUGUUCCGAAUACUAUUGAGGGUCAGAUUACGUUGACAAACCUGGAGUUCCUAGACGAUUAUCGUAAUCCGAAUAGUUCGGCUUACAAUGUUUUGGUAGCGGAACUGGAGGAGGAGAUACGGGAAAGUCUGAACGUUCCUGGAUCACGCGAGGAGUUGUUCGUUAAGGUUAUGAACUUGAAACCCGGCUCGGUUGUGGUUGAUUAUCGGGUAAGCUGGGAUAGCUCGAAAUCACCCCUAACUGUCGAUACCAUGAAGGAAAGACUGACGAGUUACCUCUCCCGGAAUCACCAAUAUCUGAAUACCUAUAUCGUUCCGGUAACUACGAUUCGUGUUGCACGGCUUCCCGAUAUGUGUUACGCUGGACCUGGCGAAAUGAACUGUGAAUACGCCUGUAGAUUCAACCCUCAGUUGGGAGACUUUGUUUGCAUCUGUCCGGAUGGAAUGCGUUUGAACAAUGAUGAUGGAAAGACUUGCUACACACCAGUUCCGGCAAUUCCAACCGAGCGCACUCCCGCACCUGAGCCGGAACCGGUUAGUGAACCUGCCCCGGAGCCUGCUCGAGAACCAGCCAGUGAGCCAGAGCCUUCAAGUUCUCCGGAACCUUCUAGCGAACCGGAGCCUUCGAGCUCACCCGAACCAGAACCGUCGAGUGGCACACCAUCCGCUGAACCUGAGCCAGCGAGUUCACCCGAGCCAUCUAGCGAACCGGAACCGGCCAGUGAACCGGAACCGGCGAGUGAGCCGGAACCUGCUAGUGAACCGGAACCAGCCAGCGAGCCGGAACCAGCCAGCGAGCCGGAACCAGUCAGCGAGCCGGAACCUUCGAGUAAACCAGAGCCUGCGAGUGAACCGGAGCCUUCCAGUUCUCCGGAACCAGAGCCAUCCAGCGAACCGGAACCGUCCAGUGAGCCGGAGGUUUCUAGUUCAACAACGCCAGCAGUUAAAACCUCAACUGAGUCGAAAAGUUCUGGUAAACUCGUAGUCGAGCCAACGCCCGAGCCAGCGAGUGAACCGGAACCUACAAGUGAACCGGAACCAUCAAGCGAACCGGAACCAUCAAGCGAACCGGAACCAGCUAGCGAACCCGAACCUGCCAGCGAACCUGAGCCUACUAGUGAACCAGAACCCGCCAGUGAACCAGAACCAUCAAGCGAGCCGGAGAAAUCAUCUUCCAACCAAUCGGCGAAACUUCAAGUAACUGAUGCACCAUCCUCCACUGCUGAACCAGAACCAGUUGGUGCACCUGAACCGACUAGCGAACCAGAACCCAGCAGCGAACCGGAGCCAACUGGUGAACCUGAACCAUCCAGCGAGCCGAACCCGAAAGGUGAAGUCGAACAGAUCAAAUCCACAACACUGCAAUCGACAAGCGUUCGUGAAACAACCCUAGGUAACCCUUCGGAGUUCAGCUCAACCACAUCGGCUGGAGUAAAUCUCGAAAAACUGCAGUCCACCACCGAAUAUCAGACCAGGCCGCAAAGUUCAACGAACGGCGCCUCGGAAGAGGAGCACACCAAGCCUGAUUUCAUGAUCGUUGAUGAAGAGGCAACGAAGCACUCAACCAGUGCGGAGUCGAUCUCGUCGACAUCUCCCAAAUCUGCUUCGGAAACACCGGCACCUGUGACGGAGAUGAUUGUCGAUGAUACUCCUCAGCCAACGGUCGGAUCUUUUCUGAUUGCCGGAAAAACCAACCGGACUCCCGUUCGUGAACCGACGAAUGUUUUCGAUGCGCGAUCAUUGGAAGAAAAUGAAACCGAAACUAGCAGCAGCUCAGUGUACGCCACGUCCAGUCCCAUUCGGUUGGAGGAAUGGCGUCAGUCGACUAGUUUUUCCACGACCACGGAGUCACUGGAUAAGCAGAAGGCGCAUGAGGAAGAUAUGUCUCCGUUCCUGCCGAACUUUGAAUCAUCCAGCGCUAAAGUUCGAGGUACCUAUGCUGUCACGGAAGCAGUAGUGGAAGCAGAUACAGCCCCUUCAAUUCUGUUACAUGCCGAUCAAUCGCCAUUCCUGCCGGAAAUCGAAAAUAACGCUAGCCUAGUAAAUCUACUUCAUGAGGGACUGGAUCGGCCAGACAGCGAUGACGGUGACUCCCAGCAGCAGUACCUGGAAGUUUUGCCACUAUCGAAAGAGAGCGAUCGGGCAGAUUACAAGAAACAACUAGACGAGGCUGUUACGAAGACAGUUUACGUGGCGACCACAAUCAGAACGUACAUUCCUACUACGGAUUCGGAAGAGAUUCUUAUUACGGCGGCCAGUUCAAGGAACGUUGUUGAACAGACGACUGACAGCGGUGAAGAGGUGAUGACCGGUAGUACUGAACACGAAGUAGAAGAGACCACAGUUGGAAAGAUAAACGCUUCCAGUACAACAACUACUCAAAAAUCUGCUCGACUGGAAGAAGUUCUUGCUAAGACCGAUGUUAUGGAACCAACCACAUCCCGAACGGAGAAUGUCAAAUCUUCACCAAAGUCGGAAGUUGAAGAGAUACCUGUAACCGAACAGGUUGAGGGCGAUCAAACAACGCUGAAGGAAGAGGUGGUCCAAAAAUCCACUUUUAAACCUACCAAUGAUGCAGUCGACUUGGAAACGAAAACAGAAGAAGUGUCGGAAGUAGCAACAACUCCAAAAGAAGCCAUGGCAGCCUCUUUGGCGAAUCUCGAAUUAACAGAAGAACGUGAUGCCACUGAUAAGAGUAAAAUUGAAGAGACCACCAUUGCCGUUGAACUAAAAGAGGAAAAUACUGAACCACAACCUACUACGAUCGUGGAGUCAUCUACCAAGAAGGAAGUAGAAGAAACAACCGUUCACGUGACAGUUUCGAAUACAUCCUCCACAACAACGGAACCGGCAACCAAUGGUAAGCUAUCGGAUGUAACAGUUGAAGCUAAGGAACCAGAACCAACAACAACAACGUCAACAACAUCAACAACGACAACAUCAACCACAACAACAACCACCACAACGGCAAAAGUGGAACCUCCAAGCAGCAGCACCACCGAGGUUCAACCGUCUUCGACAAGCUCGGCAACAACCAGUGACGUGACCAAGAACGACGUCUACGAGAAAACCCUCCAGGAUUUGGAUGAAAACAACGACAUCACCGAAAAUGACCUCAAAGUUCUUCCGCUAGGGAAGAAACCACCACCCGGACCGGAUCCACUGCUGGCGGCAGUUGACUCAACUACGGCCACAGUUGCAGCAGGACAGGAUUCCACCUUCGAAACGACUACCGGUCAUUUUUUAGGCAAAACGACGUUUCUUUCGAUUAGAUCAGAACGAUCGAAUGAAACGUCGGUAAUCGAAACACGAAAUUCUGAAGGUAACAAUAACGAGUUUGACGAGCUGGCAGCCGCUAGCGGAAUGUUUACGAAGUGUGCGAUCGGACAGUUCGAGUGUACCAACGGGACGUCCAUUAAGGAUGGCGGUUCGUGCAUUCAGAAGUCCGAGCGAUGCGAUUCGGUAGCGCACUGUUCGGAUAAUUCGGACGAACAAGACUGCGAGAUGUUGGGCUGUCCUGGGCACUUCCAGUGUAACGACGGUUUCUGUCUGGCUCGACAACAUGUCUGCGAUGGAAUAGUGCACUGUAACGAUGGUAGUGAUGAGUUGGCGUGUGAGCGGUGGGAGUGUAAUUUUGAUGAAAUACCCUGUAAUUCGGGCGGUGGACGAGGUCCAUGUUUGCCUGCGCAGUGGAAAUGUGACGGAUUGGAGCAGUGUCCCAAUGGAUCGGAUGAAUCGAAUUGUCCGGACACUUGCACUAAUGAUGAGUACUUUUGUGUGAGACAACGCAAGUGUAUUCCUGAAGCUUGGAAGUGCGAUGGAAAGGCAGACUGUAGCGAUGAUGAAGACGAAAGAUUGUGUGACUGUCCGAUGGAUAGCUUUAAAUGCAAUACGGGGGGUUGUGUGCCCGUGGACUCCGUGUGCGAUGGUCAUCCACAGUGUCCGGACCAGUCCGAUGAAUGGGGUUGCUACAGUGUCCAGGGAGGAGCACUGAGAGUUCGCGUACAGUCACCGCAGCUGGAGAACGUUUGCGGAGAUGGUUGGACGAAAGAUCUUUCAGACGCUGUCUGCGCCCGGCUAGGUCUCGCCGAGGCUAAGUCAUUCUCGAUCUCAAACGAAACUAGUGACCGACCGGUUUAUCGAUAUAGGAAUACGAGCGAAGAUAGUUUGCUGUCCGCAUUUGAACUUUCACCAAAAUGUUCUUCCGGAUUGGUGAAAAUGGAGUGCGUAGAAUAUCGUUGUGGACGCGAAAGUAAUGAGUCCUCACUGGCCCAGCGAAUAGCAGGAGGAGUACAUUCUGAUGCAAAUCAGCUUCCAAGUUUGGCACUAGCUUACAGUAACAAUGCAGCUAUUCGGUGUACUGCAAACAUAGUAUCUCCUCGGUGGGCCAUUGCCAGUUACUCGUGCAUUAUGGGCAAAACCGAGUUCAUAAACAGCCGACUUGUAACGGAGUUGAAGUGGCAGCUAUUUGCCGGAAGCUCACAGUUUAAUUUUUCCCUAAUCGAGAGAAGCAACAAAACCGACUCGUACCAAGUAGUGGAAGUCCAAAACAUCGUAUUCUAUCCGCAGGCCAAGUACAGACAGUUCCUCUACACCGGUGAUAUUGUGUUGCUCGAGUUGGCCAAGCCGCUCCGGCUGAACGAGAGGGUCAGAAGUGCUUGUUUAGCGGAAAGUGCUUACAUUGACCCGAGGCAGAUAUGUCUAACGGCCGGUUGGGGCAGUGAUCCGUCGGACGUGGUCAGCACCGAACAGUACCUUAGGUACCUCCCAGUCCCUACAAUACCUACAGAGACGUGCAACUCCAGUUCGCACUACAACGGAUCUCUAACGGAUGGUACUAUUUGUGCGGGAUAUCUGAACAGCGACAAAACCACUUGCUAUAACGACGAAGGAGCUCCGUUGAUGUGCUACAUCAACCAGAGCGAACAGUGGCGACUCGAGGGAAUCCUCAGCUACCACGGCAAUUGCGGCAAGCGACCACAUCCGGCCCUCUACAACUCGAUUACCUCGAACAUCUCGACCUGGAUUCGCAAUACGGUCGGUAAUGAUUUGAUGUUUGAUAGCGGACGCCACGAUUCCGCCGGUACUACCAGUGCAGCAGAAUCCACCUCCACGACCACCAGCAGUAGCACGCUGGCAGUUGAUGGCGAGCGAUAGAAAAAAGUUACGCUCGCGCGUUUAUGUGUAAAUAUUGUGUGUAUUAUAAAGUGAACCGCGUAGGAGAAUGUGGGUAGUGAAGCAAGACAUGAAGCAUUCAAAGUUUGUAUUUAUAGCUAGCAAGUAGUGGUAAAAUAUGAGAGUAUAAUUCUGCGUUUCGGUAGUAAAUACGGAGAGGAUGUCUGAUGAG
Molecule: messenger RNA, 6468 nt
Organism: Sabethes cyaneus
Lineage: Eukaryota; Metazoa; Arthropoda; Insecta; Diptera; Culicidae
Product: mucin-5AC-like
Exons: 11
Coding region: 150-6278 (2042 amino acids)
Biological process (GO): proteolysis
Molecular function (GO): protein binding; serine-type endopeptidase activity
Source: RefSeq, a predicted model, not a curated record